AUGGCAUCAACAACUAUUAUCACAGCUGGUAAUGAGCCAGCAGCAGUCUUUGCCCCAGGGAAGAGAUAUAUUGCUGCGUGUACUUCUAUAUUGAUUGUUAACCUUGCCUGCGCACUUGAUGCCACAACAAUAGCAGUUGCUCUCCCAACAAUAUCUGAAGCACUCAAUGGAAAUGCAAUUGAGGCUUUCUGGGCCGGUACCUCUUUCCUCCUCACUUCUACCAUUUGGCAACCCGUAUUCAUAGCACUAUCCCAUGUAUUUGGACGCAGACCGUUACUCUUAUUCUCACUCUUUCUUUUUACAAUUGGCUCUAGUCUGGGAGGAGCAGCACAAAGUAUGCCUUCUCUGCUAGUAGGCCGUUGUCUGCAAGGAAGUGGUGUUGGUGGCAUUCUUGCCCUCACAGAAGCUUUGAUAACGGAUAUGGUACCAUUACGCCAAAGAGGAAAUGCAAUGGCUCUUUUAGGAGUGGUAUGGGCAUUGGGUAGUGUUACUGGACCAAUAAUUGGCGGUACUUUGGCUGAUGAAAAUGUUUGGAGAUGGAUAUUCUACCUCAAUCUACCCAUAAUCGCAAUAGGCUUUGUAGGAUGUGUUUGGUUCUUGAAAUUGGAAAGGAAAGAAAGAACAAUAGAGGAGAAGUUGUCUGAAAUCGAUUACAUCGGAUCGAUUAUCUUUGUUGGGUCACUAACCUCAUUUCUUAUCCCCUUGACUUGGGGUGGAGUGAGUUAUUCAUGGAAAAGCUGGCAUACUUUGGUUCCGCUGCUGAUAGGAGCUACUGGACUUAUCAUUUUCUGCAUAUAUGAAGCGAUGUUUGCAAAGAAACCCAUCAUACCAACUCGACUUUUCCGCAACCCUUCAACGACAAUUGCUUAUUUUUGUACUUUCUUACAUGGGAUGAUCCUCUGGUCAAUCGUCUAUUAUGCCCCCUUCUACUUCAUGUCUGUCCAAGGCUAUACAUCAAUGAUGGCAGGUGUAGCCGCCCUUCCAGAAACCCUUACUAUUGUACCAUCAGCCAUGAUUGUGGGAAUCAUCGCUGCAAAAACAGGAAAAUAUCGUUGGAGUCUAUGGCUCGGAUGGGCUUUAACAGCUUUUGGUUGUGGUAUGCUGUAUCUUCUUGAUGUUGGAACACCGGUUGUGACGUGGGUUUUUUUGAUGCUAGGAAGUGGUAUCGGUAUGGGACUUUUAUAUCCAGCUAUGAGUUUGGCUAUUCAAGCGUCGGCUCCGCAGGAGGAUGCUGCUACUGCAGCAGGAUUAUUUACGUUCUUUAGGGCGUUGGGUCAAACGGUUGGGGUGGCAAUUGGAGGUGGCAUCUUACAGAAUAGAAUGCUUGCCGAACUCAGGACCACUCAAAACUUUGCCAUAAUUGUAUCACAAUUUGGAUACACGAUCGAACAGGUGGCUGCCAAUGUAGUGGCUUUAAUUCCACUCAUUAAUGCUCUACCGCCCGAAAAUCCGGAAGUUGUAGACUUUAGGCUGGUAUCUGCAGCGUCCAUUAAGACUAUCUGGUUCGCCAUGUGUGUAUUUGCUGUAACUGGAUUGAUUGCUAGUUGUUUUAUCAAGAGCUAUUGUCUUGAUCAAGCUCUUGUAACGGAUCAAGGCUUUGCAAUUGGGGUAAAAAGGGUUGAUCUCGAAAAAACAGAGGUGACCAAGAAUGGUCGCGAGUUUGAGACUUCGAAUUCGUCUGUAAAGGUGGAAGUCAAGGAAGUGAUUGAUUCAGCUCACUUAUUAGUAAAUCAGAGUGUCGACAAGGUGAGUGAAUGGGAGAAAUUGGACAUAUUCGGCAACCGGAAAAGCGUCAAGUCGAAUGAUAUAGAAAAGUUGAAGCUUUCUGUUGGUGAGAUGAUGGAAUACUUGAAGAUGCAAGAAGAUACUUGA
Molecule: messenger RNA, 1872 nt
Organism: Botrytis byssoidea
Lineage: Eukaryota; Fungi; Ascomycota; Leotiomycetes; Helotiales; Sclerotiniaceae
Exons: 3
Coding region: 1-1872 (623 amino acids)
Biological process (GO): transmembrane transport
Molecular function (GO): transmembrane transporter activity
Source: RefSeq, a predicted model, not a curated record